AUGAAUUCUAUGAACUCGCGCCUGAAAUCUUUCGGUUUCGGUAAACGGAAAUCCACCGCCAGCAUCCAGGGUCCGCCCUCCACCCCUGACAACCCCGCGAGCCAGCUAGGCUAUCAGCCCAGCCUGCCCCCUCCUCCUCCCUCUCAAAUAUCGCAACCGCCUCUGGGCCACGCUCCCGCCUCUUCUGUGUCUUCUUCCGCCGCUUCUGUGUCCAACGUCCCCAUGAAUCACCCGCCCCCCGGAAAUCGACCGCCCAGCUAUACGGCGAACUUUCAUGGUCAACCUCCCCUCGGUCGCACCAGCCCUCUAACUCACCCCGGUCCUACACGAACUCCCCCGAGCCAAAUGGUUGGAGGCCCGCCUCCGAUCAACACGGGAGCCCCUGUUGCGGGCUAUCCCCCUCAUGCCCCCGUUCCCGGUGGCCCACCCCCGAUGGGAGGACCACCUGGCUAUGGUGGCGCACCCGCUGGCUACCCUCCUGGCCCGCCGCCUCCGCAGCAGCAGCAGCAACAACCAGGCGCUCCCAUGGCCCAAUAUCAUCGACCUGGAAACCCCGCCGAGGUCGAAGGCAAUAGCCGCAGCAAGGCCCAAUUAAUUGUUGGCAUUGAUUUUGGCACGACAUUUUCGGGAGUUGCAUUCGCUUUCGCGACCAACAACGAAGCCAAGGAGGAUAUCAUCACCGAGUGGCCCGGUGCUGGCUCCUACACUAAGCAAAAGAUUCCGACUGUGCUAUACUACGAUCAGUAUCAGAAGGUUGUUGGAUGGGGCCCCGAUAUUGCCGAUGCUCUUGCCCCCACUGGAUAUCCCAAACCCGGAGUGCAAAAGGUCGAAUGGUUUAAGCUACAGUUGAUGCUGAGCGGAAACACGUACAUCGACCCAAUCAACCUGCCCCCGCUCCCACCCGGGAAGUCCGAAAUCGAUGUUGCGGCAGAUUAUCUCUUUAAGCUUCGCCAGGCCAUGCGCUCAGCCCUACAGAAGACUCUAGGUGAGGUCUUCAACCGAGAGGAACGCAACAUUCGGUAUUACCUGACUGUUCCUGCCAUUUGGAACGACGCCGGGAAGGCUGCCACUCGUUCCGCCGCCAUUCAGGCCGGAUUCCUCCGAGACGAGAAUGAUAAUCGUUUGACCCUCAUCUCCGAACCCGAAGCCGCCGCUCUAUUUUGCUCCAAGACUGGUCUCCUGAACCUCAAGGUGCACGAUGCCGUCUUGAUUGUCGAUUGUGGUGGUGGUACGGUCGAUCUUAUUGCAUAUGAAGUCGAAGACGAAAACCCGUUUACCGUCGCCGAGUGCACGGCCGGAUCUGGCGACUCGUGCGGCUCGACAGCCCUAAACCGCAACUUCAGCAACAUCCUUCGCACGAAGAUUCGAAAGAUGAAGCUUCCCGAUGGUUCCAAGACUGCCGGCCGUGUAUACGCCAAGUGUAUCAUGGAUUUUGAGAACCGUAUCAAGGCCGAUUUCCGCAAUAAUGGCCAGAAAUGGGCUGUCGACGUGGGCAUCGAGGCCGAAUUCCCCGAGGCCGGCAUUGAGGAAGGAUACAUGACAUUCACGAACGAGGAAAUUCUGCAAUGUUUCGAGCCAGUCGUCAAUCGAAUUUUGGAGCUUGUGAGGAACCAGAUCAUUGCUAUCCAGGCGCAAAACAGGACGCUCCAGAAUAUCCUCGUCGUCGGAGGCUUCGGUGCCUCUGAGUAUCUCUUCCAGCAGAUCAAGCUACAUGUUCCGCCUCAGUUCCAGUCCAAGGUUGUCCGACCCAUGGACUCGGUGGCAGCCAUUGUCAAGGGUGCAGUCACAGCCGGUAUCACCGAGCGCGUUAUCACUCACCGUGUUGCUCGACGACACUACCUCAUGGCUACUCUCCAGCCUUUCAAGGAGGGAUACCAUCCCGAAGCUUACCGCGUUCCCUCUCUCGAUGGCAAGGAUCGGUGCAAGUUCACGCGACAAAUCUUCGUGCAAAAGGGUCAAAAGGUCAAGAUUGGUGAGCCCGUCAAAGUAUCAUUCUUCCGCCAGGUGGCUCCUGGUGCCACCCUCAUGUACGAGGAUAUCUUAUACGCAUGCGACGAUGACGUUUGCCCCGAAUACACUAAGGAUCCUCGGAUCAAGGAAGUUGUCACGCUUACGUCGGAUUUGUCUCGAAAGAACCUGGAGAAGGACUUUGAGCGAAUGGACACGCCCCAGGGAACGUUCUACCGAGUGUACUUUGAUAUCUACCUUACUCUCGAUGGUUCUGAGUUUAGCGCGGAGCUGGUAUGCCAAGGCGAGGUUAUGGGCCGGUGCCGAGCUCGCUUCCGAUAA
Molecule: messenger RNA, 2289 nt
Organism: Scedosporium apiospermum
Lineage: Eukaryota; Fungi; Ascomycota; Sordariomycetes; Microascales; Microascaceae
Product: Hsp70-like protein
Exons: 4
Coding region: 1-2289 (762 amino acids)
Molecular function (GO): ATP binding; ATP-dependent protein folding chaperone
Source: RefSeq, a predicted model, not a curated record